Durio zibethinus is the source of this 873-nucleotide messenger RNA. NCBI's taxonomy places the organism in Eukaryota, Viridiplantae, Streptophyta, Magnoliopsida, Malvales, Malvaceae. The record is from RefSeq and is a predicted model, not a curated record.
AUGGCAACUUCUGGCUCUUGCUUGCACCGUGCUGCGAAGGAUGACGAAGAAGACCAAAUGGGAGAAGAAAAGUGCUUUCCAUUUUUCCAUUUACAUAAGUUCACCACUUCGAUCCAUGAAGUGGCAGAUGAAAAUGUUAGCACCAGAUUGCCAUUUGACUUCAGCAGGCAGUCAUUGCACCUAGAUUUUAGCACUAUCAAAGAAGCAACAAUUAACUUAUCCGACCAUAACAAGCUUGGACAGGGCACGCUUCCUGAUGGACAAGAAGUAGCCGCGAAGAGGCUGUCUAGGAACUCUGAACAAGGAGAAGUAGAAUUUAAGAUCGAAUUCCUGUUAAUGGCAAGGCUUCAACACACAAAUUUGGUUAGGCUUAUCGGUUUUUGCUUGGAGGAAGAGGAAAGGCUUCUCAUCUAUGAGUUUGUGCCUAAAUCUAGCCUUGUGGGAAUUGCUCAUUAUCUUUAUGAAAAUUCUCAAUUACGAAUUAUUCAUCGAAACUUGAAAGCAGAUAUCAUUCUAUUAGGUGCAGGGAUGAAUCAUAAAAUUGCUGAUUUUGGAAUAGUUUGGUUGUUCAAAUAUGAUCAAACUCAUAUCGAUAUAACUAGAGCUGUGGGAACAUUGCAAUACGUAAAACAUGGACAUUUCUCAGUCAAAUCUGAUGUUUAUAGCUUUGGUGUGUUAGUUUUGGAAACCAUCAAUGGUAAAAGAUCAGUCGUUUCUUCGACGAGCAGGCAGGGAGUUUUCCAACUUAUGCAAGACAUGGUCAAUAAUUCGCGCACCAUUGGAAAAAAGGAAAAAGUGACAGUGAGUAAUUCACGCACCAUUCGAAUAAAAGGAGAAAGUGAUAUUUCCCAUAUGUUCUGGGAAUUUGACUAG